AUGGGUUUGACUAACGUCAGCAUAUCUAACGAUCAAUUCCGCAUCUUGGUGGACUACUUUCAGCACGAGACGUCCAAGUCACUCUCCUGCCAUGAGGAAAUGCAACGGGAGAUAUGCUCAACGAUAGUUCCAAUGGCUAUGGCCAGUCAGCACGUCAUGGCCGCUAUGCUUUGCGUCGCGUCCAGCCACCGGCUGUCGGUGGGUCUAGAACAAACAGAAGUCAAUGUCUUCAAGCUGCACGCCGUAUCCGCAAGGCUUCUUCAAGACGCUAUUGGUUGUGCAACAAGACAAGAUGUCCUUGUUAUGGCUUUGGCUACGAGCCUCGUGCUCUGCCUUAGCAAUAUCGUAUCCUCGAGCAGCCACAGUGAAGAGUGGGGAGUCCAUCUGAAAGGAACCUCGGCUCUCAUAAAACAGCUGGACGAAUCUCGCUACAGGUUUGAAAAGUCUACUCGCGUGUUGCUCCGGUUCUAUACGUCUUUGACAGCCAUUGCUGCCGGUCGUGGUAUACCGAGUGAUGUCCCACUAUACGCAGUCCAGUCUGAUAGUGGUAUGCAAGACUACAUCGAUGACCUUGCGGGGUUUUCCACCUCUCUAAAGCCAAUCAUCGACGCUAUGCAGGCCCUUGACCGAUCGCGUGGGCAGACGGAGAUACAUCAACUGACACACGUUCCUACCAUGGGCCACACUUUCCAGUGA
Messenger RNA from Clonostachys solani, 696 nucleotides. Lineage: Eukaryota; Fungi; Ascomycota; Sordariomycetes; Hypocreales; Bionectriaceae. The record is from the annotation of a GenBank genome assembly.